CAUAUAUUUGACUGCCCCCCCCCCCCCCGGGGCACGGCUACACUCGGCCUUGUAUACAAAGACCGGUUACUAUAUUCUGGUACUCUAUAACAAUACCAUGAAUACCUCGCACUAGUGUGAGUCGGCAGGGCCAUACGGCAACUCGGGCCUAUAUAGGCUUACAUGUGUUUAUGAAUGAUGCUUUCAAGUUCAUGUCAUAUCGUUUUUAGAAGUGGAUGAAUGAAUGAAAUGGCACCACCCAUAUCGGCAUCCCGAGCUCCCAUCAUGCACCUGCUUCGAAGUCGUACUCCAUCAUCCAUCGUGACCGCUCCACUGUGUAGAUACCAUCGACGGUUCUACGGUAGGUUAGUGCUCGGUAUUGAGACGACGUGUGAUGACACUGGAGCUGCAGUCAUGGAUGAUUCGGGCAAGAUACUUGCAGAAAGACUUCAUACUCAGAAGAGGAUUCAUGCCAAAAAUGGGGGUAUCAUCCCUCCUCUGGCUCAGGAUCUUCACCGACAGUUCAUUGACCCCGUUGUUCAAGGUACUAUCAAAGAUGCUGGGAUAGAGGCUAAGGACUUAUCAGCAGUAGCCUUAAGUACCAUGCCUGGCAUGCCUCUCUCAUUGUGGGUUGGUUUACAGUACACUAAGGAUAUGCUGCUUCGUCAUCCCCAUCUUCCACUUAUCCCAAUCAAUCAUAUGGAGGCUCAUGCCCUUACAGUGAGAAUGAUAGAAAGAGUAGACUUUCCCUUUUUGGUUCUACUUGUUUCUGGUGGUAACUGCAUCCUGGCUGUAGCACGAGGAGUAGGAGACUUCAAGGUUCUUGGUGUGACACUGGAUGACGCUCCAGGAGAGGCAUUUGAUAAGGUUGCUAGACGCCUGAAGCUUCAGCACCACCCAGACUGCCUAGGAUUGAGCGGAGGACAAGCGAUAGAGAAGAUGGCCGAGAACGGCAACAUCAGGCUAUUGAUGGAACGAGGGGUCCCCAUGAGCCAUCAUAGAAAUUGUAACUUCUCCUUUGCCGGUCUCAAAAACAUGGCAAACUGGCUUAUACAGCAUCAUGAGGUGAGACAAGGUCUGUCCGUCUCUGACAACGAUCAUCUCGACUCCGUCAACGACAUAGCGGCAUCCUUUCAGCACAAGUUAACUCAGCACCUGAUCAUACGGAUCGCUCGGGCCAUGCUCUAUUGCCAGCAGACCGGUCUCAUCCCAGAAGAGAACCAGACACUGGUUGUUUCGGGAGGAGUCGCCAGCAACAAGUACAUUCGCAAGGCCCUAGACUUCACCGCCAGUCACUUCAAGUACAAACUGAUUUGCCCUCCACCGCACCUGUGCACAGACAAUGGAGUCAUGAUUGCUUGGGCUGGGGUAGAAAGACUAAGACUAGGCAUGGGCUUUGCUGAUGAUCCUCAGUCUGUGAGAUUCCAACCAAAGAUGCCCCUUGGUGAAGAUAUUUCAGACCAGGUGAGGGAAGCAAACAUCAAAGUAAAAAGAAUUAAGUUUUGGUGAAGAGAAUGGAAGGAUCUACAUCAAGACUGGAAUAGAGCCAAGUCAAGGCUACUAAUUCAAACAGUUGUUCGUGGCUUUACUCGCUAAAGCUUGCUUUCAUUUCAAGUAUGUGUGGAAUCUCAAGCAGGAUGGAGAAUAAUGCCAAGUCAUGCUACUGAUGUUGCGGAUUCUAAGAAUUGUUCAUUGCCUGACUUGAUAAAGCUUGCUUUGAUUUCAAGUUAAGGUGUGGAAAUACAUGGAAUCUUCCUGCAGAACUUGGACUGGUGCGAAGUCAAGAUAACCCUUAGUAAUGCAGAGAACUGACCAUUAUCCUAAUCACCAAAGUUUGUUUUAACAUCAAGUUUAUUUAAGGAAAUCUCCAGCAGGACUGGGAAAAGUGCAAAGUCAGCUACUCAUGUUGCUCAUUCCAAGAACUGUUUGUUGCAUAUUAUGUAGGCCAAUGACAUUGCAUCUGAACAAUGAUGUCAAAAUAAAAGAGGAUUUGAUAAUUCAAUAUUUUAUUGAAUUUCCAUGGAAAAUUGUGAAAGUUGUGAAUAUGCUGAUAAGUCAAGAUCUAUGAAAAUACGUCUUUGAAAUGACAUUGGACUUGUAAAGUAUUUGAUUAUUGAGAACAUCCUUUUAUAUUGCAAUAUAAAAAGAGAAUGAAAUCUGAAUGGCUUUUUGUGUGUUUCCAUUAAUUACACUUGCCUGGCCCCACGUAAUAAAGUUUUACAACGAUUGUAAUUUUCUGAUUAUUGUAUUACCAUAGAAACCUUUAUUGUAAUUGGCUUUUGAGCGCUGUUACCAUGGUAAUAACAAAGUUACCAUUUAUGUAAAGGGGUCCUGAUUUGUCACAUACUUCAAACAAAUGCAGCAAGUUUAAUUUGUAGGUUGUCAAGGAAAGUAAACUUUACCAGUUAAAAAUAUCAAAUGAUAGGCUGCAAUUACUAACUUUGACAGCUUGUUACUGGGAAAUUUA
Messenger RNA from Lytechinus variegatus (green sea urchin), 2446 nucleotides. RefSeq names its product probable tRNA N6-adenosine threonylcarbamoyltransferase, mitochondrial. Gene Ontology annotation, biological process: tRNA threonylcarbamoyladenosine modification. Gene Ontology annotation, cellular component: mitochondrion. The record is from RefSeq and is a predicted model, not a curated record. The transcript has 8 exons. Bases 220 to 1488 code for a protein of 422 amino acids. NCBI's taxonomy places the organism in Eukaryota, Metazoa, Echinodermata, Echinoidea, Temnopleuroida, Toxopneustidae.